AUGGAGGCACCGAGCUCGCCGCGUGAACCGUCCCCGCCUGCAGUGAUCAUUUCCACCGUGCCUGCGCCCGCCCCUGGGCCCAGCCGCAAACGCAAACACACUGCGAUCUCCCAAACAUUGCACCUUCACCUGCACCAUCCGACCCGGGCGCUGCGACGCCAACACCGGGGGCAGACAACGUCGUUCUGCAGACACGCCACAUCGACCUGCUCCCCCUACCACAACACGGAUCCGCUCUGCAACAACCGCCUCAAUUUCCGAUACACGCACGCAGGCCUCGCGCCUCUCGGCUCCGCGCUGCCCUUCCGCACCAUCGAGUCCGCCCCGACUUCGUUCCGCGUAUCAUGGGAGGACAGGAGUACGUUCGUCAAGGUCACGCAGGAUGGUCUGGGACUCAAAGCGCCCGUGCGGGAGGGGAAGUGGUACAUGGAGGUCAAGGUCGAGAUGGGCGGUGGGGAGAGGCCUCCGGACAGCCAGAAGCGCGAGGGCAGCCACAUCAGGCUAGGGUGGGCACGGCGGGAGGCCCCUCUCAACGGACCUGCUGGGCUGGAUGGGUACAGCUACGCCUUCCGCGACAAGACGGGAGAGAAGGUACACCUCUCCCGGCCACGACCCUACGGCAAGGCUUUCAAGUCCGGCGACGUGAUUGGGAUGUACAUAUCUCUCCCUGCCAGUCGACGCCAGCCGAACCGCAAGGACCCGUACGACCCCGCGCGCAUAAAGCGCGAGCGCAUCGCGAUCGAUUUCAAGGGGCAGGAGUACUUCGAGUCGUUGGAGUACACGCAGUCCAAGGAGAUGAUCGCGCUCAUGGAUGCCAAAAACAAGGCGAAGGCGAACAGCACCAGCUCGAUGCCUUCGUCCGCCACGAAGAAGUCCGCCACGGUGAAGAACCUGCCGUCGUCGGGCCGCGGCUCCAAAGCAGUUGUGCAGGAGCCAGCACCGAUGCGCCCCCUACCCACUCUCGGGUCGGACUCGUACGUCGCGUUCUUCGUGAACGGCGAGUGCCAAGGCGUCGCCUUCCAGGACUUGUACGACUAUCUGCCCCUGCGCGACCCCAAAGCGAAGGCGCACGAAAAGAAGAAGGCCACAAAGGACGGGUAUCGAGAACACAAGCAGAAUCCGUUCGACGACGGCACGCUUGGGUACUACCCGUUCAUCUCGCUGUUCAACGAGGCGAGGGUACGCAUCAAUCCCGGCCCAGAUUUCGAUUAUCCGCCUCCGCCAGACAUCGAUGCCGUCCUCGCAUCUGUUGACCCCAUGGACACGGACGUCAAGCCGUCGCACACGCCACAGACAUGGCGACCCAUGUGUGAGCGCUAUCUCGAAUUCAUCGCAGAGCAGAAAGCGAUCGAUGAUCUCGAGGAACAGGAGGCCCAAACUGGACAGCCAACUCAACAAAAACCAGAAAAACCGGCGAAGCCUGAGAAGCCUGAGAAAUCUGAGCAGCCGGAAAAGCCGGCAAAGCCUGAAAGGGCGACUCAAGAACCGGAUAAGGCUCACCUCGACAAGCUGGAGGCCCACCGAGCCAAACGGCGAGCCCAAGCCGCCAGACGGAGGGAGCGGAAAGCCAAGGAGGCGCAAAAGGAGGCUGAGGACAGGCGUCGGAAGCUUGGGGAGGGUCCAUCCUCGAGCACACGAACAAGCGUCCCCGUCGACGAUGCCUUCGCUGCUGCGAGCCAUGCAUCACCUGGCACCCCUUCAACGCCAUAUUUCCAACAUCUACCCAGCACUGCAGCCGCAUCCCCUGCACCGACGGCCGCUUCUGAUGUUCACAUCCCGGAGGUCGUCACUCGUUAUGAUCCAGCGCCUACAAUUCGGAAUACGAAAUGGAGGUAG
Fomitopsis serialis is the source of this 1836-nucleotide messenger RNA. RefSeq lists its product as uncharacterized. Gene Ontology annotation, cellular component: Set1C/COMPASS complex. Bases 1 to 1836 code for a protein of 611 amino acids. Gene Ontology annotation, molecular function: transcription cis-regulatory region binding; protein binding. Lineage: Eukaryota; Fungi; Basidiomycota; Agaricomycetes; Polyporales; Fomitopsidaceae. The transcript is spliced from 4 exons. The record is from RefSeq and is a predicted model, not a curated record.